Molecule: messenger RNA, 1183 nt
Organism: Podarcis raffonei (Aeolian wall lizard)
Lineage: Eukaryota; Metazoa; Chordata; Lepidosauria; Squamata; Lacertidae
Product: histone H3.3A
Exons: 4
Coding region: 176-586 (136 amino acids)
Cellular component (GO): nucleosome
Molecular function (GO): structural constituent of chromatin; DNA binding; protein heterodimerization activity
Source: RefSeq, a predicted model, not a curated record
GUUAAAUAGCCUGGCCCUGGAACCCGCCAUUUUCUGUUGGGGCUGGCGGGAAAAGCGGGAAGGGAGCGGAGAGCAGCGCGAGCGCCGCCGCGGGACGACCAAACGGCACCAACGGCCGCUGAAGCGCGAGGCGUAACAGCUCAGCAGGUUUCUUGCAGCUUAAGGACCACCCAGGAUGGCCCGUACCAAGCAGACUGCCCGUAAAUCCACUGGCGGGAAAGCUCCUCGAAAGCAGCUGGCCACCAAAGCCGCCCGGAAAAGUGCACCGUCCACUGGUGGAGUGAAGAAACCUCACCGUUACAGGCCUGGCACUGUGGCACUGCGAGAGAUCCGGCGGUACCAGAAAUCCACAGAAUUGCUGAUCCGCAAGUUGCCAUUCCAGCGUCUGGUUCGUGAAAUUGCUCAGGACUUCAAGACAGACCUGCGGUUCCAGAGUGCUGCCAUCGGAGCUCUGCAGGAAGCCAGCGAGGCGUAUCUUGUGGGUCUCUUUGAGGACACCAACCUGUGUGCCAUCCAUGCCAAGCGGGUCACCAUCAUGCCAAAAGACAUACAGCUGGCUCGCCGCAUCCGUGGCGAAAGGGCUUAAGUUCUCCUCCCCUCCCCCUUCUAACAUUUAUGCCCCUCCCCAGGCAGCCCCACCCCUGCUUGUGCAGUGUACUUAGAAUACACUCCAGGUUUUAUUUUCCCCCCCUUCCUACUCCUGUUUGUAGUGGCUAGGACAUGUGAGAAAAUGUUAGAUAAUCUAUUGUAGUACCUCUCCAAGAUCGGGAGACUUGAUUCCUAUUCAUCAUGUACAAGCAAAAAAAAAAAAAAAUCCUUUGAAACCUGUAAGACUUCUGGAUGUUGUUUUUUUGUAUUUUUUUUCAGAAUUGCAAAAAAAUAAUAAAAACCCAACAGGGGACACUUUUGAAAUACCUGGUUUUGUACACACAACUUUAAGUAGAUAAUAGGCAUUUCAAUGAUAAAGAGCUUUUGGUCUUUGGUCUGUAAAAUAUCUGCAAAGAACACUACACUCUUUUUCUUUGGUUAGUCUUUUUUAUUUUUGUCUAGGCAAGGAUUGCUUUCUAAAUCCCACCCCCCUUAUUUUCCAUGUGUCUUGUGUCUGUGACUCUGACCUUUGUACCAAUAGGGACUACUCAUCUUGAGGCAGUAAAGAAAAAAUAAUAAAUGUUGAAUGACAACA